Esox lucius (northern pike) is the source of this 8563-nucleotide messenger RNA. It is a transcript of the gene brwd1, whose product is annotated as bromodomain and WD repeat domain containing 1. The transcript has 41 exons. Gene Ontology annotation, biological process: cytoskeleton organization; regulation of cell shape; regulation of transcription by RNA polymerase II. Lineage: Eukaryota; Metazoa; Chordata; Actinopteri; Esociformes; Esocidae. The coding region runs from base 277 to 6978 and encodes 2233 amino acids. Gene Ontology annotation, molecular function: protein binding. Gene Ontology annotation, cellular component: nucleus. The record is from RefSeq and is a predicted model, not a curated record.
AAUAGCAGUCGAUUUAGCUGGCCAGCUUGGCUUUGUUGUAGACGAUCAGAAAAUAAGAGUUCUUCCCCACCCCCUAUUUCCUCUGCUGUGGCGGAAGUAACUCGUAUUGCUGAGGCCUCAUCCUUCCAAUGGCGACUGAAAACAAGCUGAAUAGAAAGCGGGAGCAACCGUGGAGGGGGUCAGAGCCGUGUAACCGAAAUUAAAUAAAUAUAUCAUACUCUCACUAGUCAUCAAGUUAGUUUAAAAUUGUACACCCACCAAAGCGCGGCCGAUUCAAUGGCCAAAAAUCGGAAUAUUUCGCUCCUUGAAUCGGAGCUAUAUUACCUAAUUUCGCGAUAUCUAACAACGGGUCCAUGUCGGAGAGCGGCUGAGGUUCUAGUGAGCGAACUAGAAGAAUACCAGCUUUUACCCUGCAGAUUGGACUGGCAAGGAAAUGAACAUCCAAGAUCUUACGAAGAUUUGGUUGCCGCCAACAGACACAUUGCACCUGACCAUUUGCUGCAGAUCUGUAGGCAGAUUGGGCCAAUUCUGGACAAAGAGGUGCCAUCAUGUGUUCCAGGCAUACAUUCCCUACUGGGAACUGGGAGGCAGUCCAUACUCCAAACAUCAAAAGGUUAUGUCAGUGUUCGAAGGAAAGGCUCAUCAUUUGCUGCCCUGCACAGAGGGAGACCACCAGAGAUGCCUUUGACCUGCAAGAAUCCUCCAAAUCUAGUGUAUGUGUACAGAGGAAGGGAGCUAACAGGUACGCAGCGGUUCAGCACUGUGAACCCUGUGAGCAACUAUCAGCGCAUUCGGCUGCACAGGAGGAUUCUGGGUCAUCUUUCUGCAGUCUACUGCAUCGCUUUUGAUCGAACUGGUCUCAGGAUUUUCACUGGCUCAGACGACUGUUUGGUGAAGAUAUGGUCUUCAUUUGACGGAAGACUUCAUUCCACCCUCCGAGGACAUUCUGCUGAGAUCUCAGACUUGGCUGUCAGCUUUGAGAAUACCUUGAUAGCAGCUGGCAGCUGUGACAAAACCAUCCGAGUUUGGUGCCUUCGUACCUGCGCCCCUAUGGCUGUCCUACUGGGGCACAGUGGAUCCAUUACCUCUUUACAGUUCUCACCAUUUGCCAAGGGCUCAAAGAGAUACCUGGUGUCCACUGGAACUGAUGCAACCAUCUGCUUUUGGCAGUGGGAUGUCAAUAACAUACAUUUUAGUGAUCGCCCACACAAGUUUACAGAGAGGCCCAGACCGGGAGUUCAGAUGGUGUGCUCAUCAUUCAGUCCAGGUGGCAUGUUCUUAGCGACGGGAAGUACUGAUGAUGUCAUCAGAAUAUAUUACCUGGGAGGUGGGAACCCUGAAAAAACAUCAGAGCUUCAUGAACACACGGACAAGGUCGACAGCAUUCAGUUUUGCCACUCAGAAGAAAGGUUUGUGAGUGGCAGUCGCGAUGGCACAGCACGGAUCUGGAGGCUGACUCAGCGUCAGCAGUGGAGGAGCCUUCUGCUGAACAUGAAUGCCAUUUUACCAGGCUCAGAACAAUCAAAUGAUGAGGAUAGCUUCUUCAAGCCCAAGGUCACCAUGGUAGCGUGGGAUCGUCAUGACAACACGGUCAUCACAGCGGUCAACAACCAUCUCCUCAAAGUGUGGAACUCCUACACGGGCCAGCUGCUACAUAUCCUCAAAGGCCAUGAGGAUGAAGUGUUUGUCCUGGAGCCCCAUCCAUCAGAUCCCAGGAUCAUGCUGUCUGCUGGCCACGAUGGAAACCUCUUCAUCUGGGACAUUGUCCGGGGCACAAAGACUACUCAUUACUUCAACAUGAUUGAGGGCCAGGGUCAUGGUGCUGUCUUUGAUUGCAAGUUUACUCCAGAUGGCCAGCGCUUUGCCUGCACAGACUCCCAUGGCCACUUACUCAUUUUCGGCUUUGGGAGUUCCAAGCCAUAUGAGAAGCUUCCAGAUCAGGUGUUUUUCCACACUGAUUACCGGCCACUGAUCCGGGAUGCCAACGGUUUUGUAUUGGAUGAGCAGACCCAACAGGCACCCCAUCUCAUGCCCCCUCCCUUCCUAGUAGAUGUGGAUGGGAACCCUCAUCCCCCUAGAUACCAGCGGCUGGUCCCUGGAAGGGAGAACAUUGCAGAUGAACACCUGGUGCCUCAAUUGGGAUAUGUUGCCACAAGUGAUGGCGAGGUGAUGGAGCAGGUGAUCAGUCAGCUCACCACGGACCAUGAGGAGGCCACAGCCCAACGCAGUGUUCUGGACAACGCCAUCAGACAGCUGCAAGAGCAGCAGGACAGACAGAGCAGACAAGGAGCAGCUGCGCCAGCAGAGGUCCAAGUACAGGGCCCGGCAUUUCCAACGCCCAGCACCCCACGCAGAGUGUCGGUGAAUGAGCGCGGUGCAGCUGACAUGCAGUCGUCCCCUAACGUGGGUCUGCGGCGCAGUGGACAGGUGGAGGGAGUGAGACAGAUGCACCAGAAUGCCCCUCGCAGUCAGAUUGCCACAGAGAGGGACUUGCAAGCCUGGAGACGCAGGGUUGUGGUGCCUGAGCUCUCAUCCAGCUUGUACAGCUGCCAGGAUAAAUUCCGAAUUGCGAAAGGAGAGGAUGAGAUAGCCUUAUACAAUGCAAAGAAACGACGUGUGACAUACGGCAGUUGUAGAGACGAUUCAGAUGAUGAACUACCUUGUGUUAAACGAGCACAGUACCGCAAAAAACAAAAAACCUUCCAGCAGGGCAGAGAUGGUGUUGUGGAGGAAUUCAUUGAGUUCUCUUGUGAAGAAGGAGAGGAGACUGCAUCAUCAGAGGACCAUGACAUGGAAGGCAGUGAACUAGAUUCCUCCAAUGAGGAAGAGGAAUGGAGAAGUGACAGCUCAAGCCACUCAUCCAGUGAAUACUCCGACUGGACUGCAGACGCUGGAAUCAACCUGCAGCCCUCAAGUACCCUUUCAUCACGGAAACGAGUUCGCCGCCAGCUCAGCAGCUCAGAGGAGGAAGAUAACAUAGACGAGGAGAAGCAGCAAAGUGAUGAGGAAGAACGACCUACUCAAACGAGCAAGCAGAAAUCCCAAAAGACCAAAUGCAAGACACCCAAGCGGCCUAAAGCCAGGCCAUCGAUCAACAGAGAAGUGUCCAAUGAGUUCAGACCCUCAGCAUGGAUCACUGAUGUAAUUCCCAGGAAGUCUCCCUUCGUACCACAAAUGGGUGAUGAGGUGAUAUAUUUCCGCCAGGGUCAUGAGGCAUAUGUGGAAGCAGUGAGCCGAAACAACUUGUACCCCAUUAACAUGGAGAAACAGCCCUGGAGGAAGAUGGAGCUGAGGGACCAAGAGUUUGUUAAAAUAACUGGGAUCAAGUAUGAAGUAUGCCCUCCGACACUGUGUCGCCUGAAACUCACCCUCAUUGACCAUGGCACUGGAAAAAUCACAGAGAAAUCAUUUUAUGUCAAAUACCAUGACAUGCCAGAUGUGAUUGACUUCCUUGUGCUUCGACAGAGUUAUGAUGAAGCACGCAAUAGAGUCUGGCGGCCAAAUGACCGAUUCCGGUCAGUAAUAGAUGAUGCCUGGUGGUUUGGGACCAUUGUUUGUCAGGAACCUUAUCAGCCUGAAUAUCCUGACAGUCAUUUCCAGUGCUUCAAAGUCCGAUGGGAUAAUGGUGAAACUGAGAAGCUAAGUCCUUGGGACGUGGAAGCUAUUCCAGAGGAUGCCCAGCAACCAGAACAUAUAGGUGGAGGGGUUCCGGUGACCGGUGACGAGAUGAGAGAGGUCAUGUAUAAACCCGAGACAGGAGAGUGGGGUGAGAGGACCAGAGAUGACGAGUGCGAACGCAUCAUAGCAGGCAUUGACCAACUCAUCGCAGUUGAUAUUGUAGCUCCAUUCUCUGGCCCGGUGGACAUAGUUCAAUACCCAACCUACUGCACAGUGAUAGCCUACCCUACAGACCUGGGCACCAUCAGACUGAGACUGAUGAAUAGGUUCUAUAGGCGCCUGUCGGCUUUAGUGUGGGAUGCGAGAUACAUAGUGCACAAUGCCCGGACCUUCAAUGAGCCACGGAGCAAGAUAGCCCAUUCAGCGAAACUUAUCACAGAUGUCCUUCUGAAAUUCAUCAAUCAACCUAGCUGUACAGAUAUCAUGGAGAUCUAUAAUUCCAUUGAAGACAUGGACUGUACUGAUGAUGAGGACCUAGAUGUGGCCCCAGGCCCUUCUUCUGGACACAGACUGCGCCAGCGCUCUGUGGAGACGGUGCCUGACCGAGACUCGUGGAAGGGUCAGUGCAAACGUCUGAUGAACUAUAUCUUUGAGUGUGAGGACUCGGAGCCCUUCAGAAAGCCUGUGGAUCCUUCCAUGUAUCCCGACUACCUUAGCAUCAUUGAUACGCCCAUGGACUUUGGGUCGGUAAAGGAGACCCUUGAGGAGGACCACUAUGAAAACCCAAUGGAGCUCUGCAAAGACACACGUCUGAUAUUUGCCAACGCUAAAGCCUACACGCCAAACAAGCGCUCAAAGAUCUACAGUAUGACACUGCGGCUCUCUGCAUUUUUUGAAGAGCGAAUAAGAACAAUAAUAUCGGAAUAUAAAACCGCCAUCAAGAGCAGUGAGAAGCUCCGCCGCAGCCAGAGGUUCCGAAAGAAGCUUCAGCAUCAGGAGUCUGCAGAACCCAGCGGUGACAUCAUAAGUCAAAAGAGAGCUGCUCUGAAAACUCAGGAAAAAGUAGAAACGGCUUCAAUAACCAAAUCUACCUCAGCCGAAGUGGCUGCUUCUGAGAGAGCCAAAAGGAGGAGCCAAAGCAGUGACAGCUCAAGCCACAGUUCCUCCGUAGCCUCUUCUGGGUCAGACUCUGAGAGUGAGAGUGAGUUAUCGAUGAGUGACUCUGAAGAGGAGAAAUUCCCAGGUUCCUCACGGCACCAUAUCAGCAGAGAGACCAGAGGAAACGGAAGAGUCACCAGAAAUAAUAGGGCAAAGAAACAAAAGAAAAAAGUUGCUCAGAGUGACAGUGAAGAGGAAGAAGAGUCAUCCCAUGAGGGUGAGGAGAGUGAGGACGGUGGGAAGUCUUUCAACUCGUCUUCUCGAUUCCCCAGCAGGGGCCAGAACACCAGGCUGACCAGAAACAGUGCUGCUGCCCAUAGGAAACAUAACAUACGGCCAGGGUGGGGUGCCCCAAUGAAUGGUCAGAGCAGAACAUCUAGACGUGAGAGGUGGCGUGGUAGUGACUCUGAGUUAUCACCAUCAGAUGGUUCGGAGACUUACAGGGAGGCUGAGGAGGAGAAUGUGGGCCGCAGGACUCUAAAAAGAAAGACCGCCCGGGCAGCCGUCAACAAGAUGAAGCUUCUGAAAGUCUCUGAGGAAGACUAUGAUUCAGCCUCUGAGGAAGAGGACAAACAAAGCAGAAAAAGCAGCAGCCAUGUGACCCGGCUCAGCAAACGCACUGCCCUAAUCCAGAGCAGCUCUGAAUCAGAUGAUCAGUCAGCACAGAGUUCUAAAAAAGACAAGGAUUCAUCAGGUGAUUCAGGGAACAACGAGGACAGUAUUGAGAGUGCAGCUUCCUCCUAUUAUUGCCAUAAGAAUGGAGAGAGUAAGAGCUCCAGGACAAGCAGACCAGCUGCAGGGACAGAGGACAAAGAUUUGUCUUAUGUUAAUGGACACAGCACAAAACGUCAAAAGACUGACAGUAACUCAGAGAAAGAGCAUGAAGAUGGUGGAGAAGAGGAAGUUGCUCUUGUGACUCAGUCUUCCAGAAGUAUUGAAACAGCUGCUGUGAGCAAAAGUAGAUCUUACAGUGAUGUGGAAGAAGAGAAUUCUGGAAAAUGCAAUCAUCUGGAAAGCUCAGAAGAGGAUGACGGAAACCACAUUGCCCAAAGACACCCUCACCAAAAUGGGAGAAAGGUGAAGAAAGAACAUAAAGACUCUGAGAAAAAAUUUAAAUUAUCAUCAAAAAGCCAAGAACAAACAUCUGCCUCAACCCACAAAAAGGAUAGUGCUGAAUCAGAGGAAAUCACUGAAACUCCAAAGAGAUCAAGCUCUCGGAAGAAAAGACAGAAGUGUGAAGAAGAUGAGGAGGACGGGCAGGAGGAAGACUACAAUGAAGCAGACAGCGACCUCUCAGAUGAAGAAUCUCAGGGAGAAUCUUUGAAAAAACAUCAGUUACGAAACAGGAACAAGCUCAAAAGACAGUUUCACAAAGAGUGUGCUUCAGAGAGUGAAGAGGAUGAUGUACCAAAUAGGAGAGCAAGGAGGAAACCACACACUUUCUCAGAGGAAGAAUCUGAUGGGGAGGUGAAACAUCACCCUAGCAGACGAAUUUGCCUUCGAGCCCAACCGCAAAAAAAAUACAUCAAUGAAGACUCUGAGGACUCGAACUCUGAGUUGCAAGGCAGCCUCAAGAAUGUGAAGAGCAAUGGUGCCUUGAAUAAAGAUGGACGUCAACGCGAAAGAAGGAAAGCCUCAACUAAUUCAAAAUCGUUUUCUUCCAAGAGAAAGCGCAUUUACACGUCAGACUCUGAAGACAACCCAGAUGAAAAGAAACAUUGCAUGCCCACGCCUGACAGCAACUGUGAAGAUAAGGACACAAAAAGACCCAACACCAAACAUCCCAAAAAAGCAUCUCGAUCGAAGUCUGAAGACCCGGAAAGUAAUGGGCAGGAAGAUGAGGAGAUGGAGCGUCCCAGAGAGAAGAGAACGUUGGUGCGACAGAAGCGCAAGCGCAAGGAAAGCUGCAGCAGCAGCAGUGCCCACAGUUCUUCCUCUGAAAGCGAGGAGGAAGAGUCAUCUGCCUCUGAGAAUUCCUCUGCCAGCUCAGGGUCCCAAAGCAGUCCAAAGCCAAGGAGCCACAAGAGGGUGUCAAGGGUCAGUGAAAGGGGUGCUGCCCGCCAUGCUCAAAAUCGAAGGGAUGCUUCUGAAGCAGACAGUGAUGAAUCGUACAGGAUACCUCAGAGAGGAGCCCGCGGAACACGUAUAAAGACCCGAAACCGUGGCAAACGGACAGUGACAUAUCAUCACGACAGUGAAUGAAGGGCUAAGCAAAGCAAACUUAGUCAGAGACUGAGAGUAACUGGAGACAUUGAAGACACUUGAUUGCAUUAUGGUAUUAGCACUGGAGCCCUUUCGUGAGGAAAUGCUGUGAAUCUGUUUCAUUCAGGGAUAUUUAUAUUUUCUAUGAAAAAAGUUUAUAAAAUGUAUGAAUACAAGCAUUUGAACAGCUGGUUUUCACAUAUUUACAAAACCACCCCCAAUUUUGCUUGUGAUUUGGCCAGCUAAAUUACCGUUUGGGGGGAGAUUUGUCAGCUUGGGUGCUAUCUUAAUAUACCUCUGUUUAAUCGAGUACUUUGCUGGCUUGCACUUAAAAAAGUUCAAAUAAAAUAAAAAAAACACUGUAAAGAGGUAUUUCAUACACUAGUUUUGCAUUAGAAACUCAGGGGUCAACUAAGUUUACUGCAGUCUCAGACAAUUAUUUUGUAAAACUGAGGCAAAUAAUUCAAGGAUGGCAGUUUCAGUCCAAGCACAUAAUCACUGAAACAAAACAAAUCAGCUUCACCUUUCAUUGACUUCAACACUCUUUUGUAAUUUCACAUUAAUGAUACUUUACUAUUUUGUGAGAUGACUUGUUGAUAUGAGCCAAAAUGUACAAAUUUGAAUUCCUAAUUUUAAUUUUGUCAUUUAUUUCUUUGUUUAUAUUUGGAUUAUUUUGUGUUCUAGUCAUGGAAUGAGGUGUAAAUAUGUGAUUGAGAAUUACUUAUGUUGUAUGGUUUAUGAGGAUCACUAUUGCAAACAAAUGCUUACAGUGCUGUGAAAAAGUAUUUGCCCCUUCCAUUUCAGUUUAUGUUCAGAUAUUUAAGGAUGUUUACAUCUGAAAAAUAAACACUUAACAUUUUUGGAAUGGUGUAGUCAUGUUCAGAUCUAGAUUGAUAUCACAUUCCCCCAGAGUGAUGUGAGAUUGACAUUUACAGGAGGUUAUUGGUUGUAGUUAUUACAGGUGGUCCUUCUGGUUGUGUAAGGAGGCAAAUACUUUUUCCCAGGGGCAUUGGGUGUUGCAUAACUUUGUUUAUUAAAUAAAUGAAUUAAGUACCUAAAUGUUUGUUCAAUCAGAUUCUCUUCAUCUGAUAUUACCCUUUUGUUGUAGAUCUGAUGACUAAGUGGCAAAUAUGCAAAAAUAGAGAAAAUCAGAGAGGGAAAAUACUUUUUUGCUGCACUGUAUUUCAAUUUGAGCAUACAUUUUUCUUUUGAAUGACAUUACAAUGCAUUGUCUUACCACAUGUCACAAAUUGGUACCUUUUUGCCAAGUAUGGGAAACAAACUACUUGUGCAAAAUGCUGUGAUUUCUCAUAUUGGGAAGACAUUUUAGUGUUGUUUUGUUACGCAUACGCUCAGUAUUAAAUUUCUUUUCAGAGAUAACAAACUGCAUUAAAUAUUUCCAACUGACAUGCUUUAGUUUUGCGUGUUGCGGGGGGGAUCAGGUCUUGAACUAGUAUUGCAUAGAAAUGUUUAAUGUUUUUCAUACACUUUAAUAAAAUGGAUUUCACAGGAAAAGGUUACUCAGUACAGUUUAGGAGUGCCAGAUGGUUGUUUUCUGGUUAAAUAAAGACAUAAUUCAAAGCUU